GUGGGCGAGACGCGGCCGGCCCGACCCCUCUUCUCCCAGGAGGGAGCCUCGAAACCCGGCCGGGAAACGCUGGCGCGGGGCUGGGAGCUCCGCGGACGUCGGAGAGCCGAGCUGCUAGGGCGACCCGGCGCCCGCAGGUGCCGGGACGCCCGGGCCCGCGCCCUGGGGGAGGGGGUCCAGCCGCAGGGUCGGGCACGUUACGCCGCAGCGAGUGGCCCAUCUGCGCGGCUGUGCUGGAAGGCGGGGGGCCGGGGACAGAUGCACACCCAAGGGCUGGGGACGUGACGGGCGCCGGUCCAGCAGGCUCGGGAACUGCGCUAACAGCCGCAUCUCCCCUCUCCCGGACUGCGACUUGGACCCCGGUCCUGACCCAUCGGGAACCUGAGCAUUUACUUGGUCGAACACCAGAGCCCCUGGAAUUGAAGGGGACGUGCAAAGGCAGGGCCCUGCCCCCAGGGGCUUGCAAUCUCAGCCUCCUACUUCGGCAGUAGUUAGGUCUCUUCUAUUGGUACAACACGACCGCCCGCUGUUAGCCACUUCUUUGCAGGGUAUAUUAUAAAUCACCUGAGAUUUUAGUCUGUCCGCGGUGCCACUUUAUAACUCCUCUGCUAUAGAUCUCGAUGUGGUGGAGAUGGAGGACUCAGAACCAAGGAUUUCCAAGUGAUUUCUUCCAAAGCACGAGAAACUAACUCUGUUAAGCCUGCUCUGUUCUAACUGAGAUGACAGUCAUGUCCCUUUCCAGGGACCUCAAGGACGACUUUCACAGCGACACAGUGCUCUCCAUCUUGAAUGAGCAGCGCAUUCGGGGCAUUUUAUGUGAUGUCACUAUCAUUGUGGAAGACACCAAAUUUAAAGCCCACAGCAAUGUCCUGGCUGCCUCAAGCCUUUAUUUCAAAAAUAUCUUUUGGAGCCAUACCAUCUGUAUUUCCAGCCACGUCCUGGAGCUGGAUGAUCUCAAAGCCGAAGUGUUUACAGAAAUCCUUAAUUAUAUCUACAGCUCCACAGUCGUCGUCAAGAGACAAGAAACAGUCACUGAUCUUGCAGCUGCAGGAAAAAAGCUGGGAAUAUCCUUCUUGGAAGAUCUUACCGAUCGCAACUUUUCAAAUUCCCCAGGUCCUUAUGUAUUCUGCAUUACCGAGAAGGGAGUGGUUAAAGAAGAAAAAAAUGAAAAAAGGCAUGAAGAACCAGCCAUCACUAAUGGGCCAAGGAUCACAAAUGCAUUUUCCAUCAUCGAAACAGAAAAUAGUAAUAACAUGUUUUCUCCACUGGACUUGAGGGCAAGUUUCAAAAAGGUCUCCGACUCCAUGAGAACCACCAGCCUUUGCCUGGAGAGGACUGACGUCUGCCACGAGGUGGAGCCCGUGCGCACCCUCGCCGAGCACUCCUACGCCGUGUCUUCCGUGGCCGAGGCUUACAGAAGUCUGCCUGUACGGGAACGGGACAGCAGUUCACCUGGGAAAACAGGUAAAGAAAACUGCGAAGCUGUUGCAGCAAAACCGAAAACAUGCCGAAAGCCAAAGACACUCUCCGUACCCCAGGAUUCGGAUUCACCUCCAGAAAAUAUACCCCCCCCUCCAGCAACCAACUUGGAAAUGAAUCAAGAAGGAAGUCCACAGCCGGCUGCAAUUCUUUCCCUUUCAAAAUCUCCCAACAACAGCGAAGGAGAGGUCCAUUUUCCCAGGGCAGAUGAAAAUAAAUCCUCUGAUGUCCCCACGCUGCCAGCCACAGAGGUGCCGCCUCUCAUUUACAAUUGCAGCUGUUGUUCCAAAUCUUUCGACAGUAGCACUUUGCUCAGCGCCCACAUGCAGCUUCACAAGCCAACCCAGGAGCCCUUGGUGUGCAAGCAUUGCAACAAACAGUUCAGCACCCUCAACAGACUGGAUCGGCACGAGCAGAUCUGUAUGAGGUCAAGCCACAUGCCCGUUCCUGGAGGGAAUCAGCGCUUCUUAGAAAACUAUCCCACCAUUGGGCAGAAUGGAGGUGCAUUCACAGGUCCCGAACCUUUAUUAUCUGAGAAUAGGAUUGGUGAAUUUUCCAGUCCCGGAAGUACCUUGCCAGAAACAGAACACAUGGUUAAAUUUGUUAACGGGCAAAUGCUCUACAGCUGCGUAGUAUGCAAACGUAGUUAUGUGACUUUAUCCAGCCUCCGAAGACAUGCCAAUGUUCACUCGUGGAGAAGAACGUAUCCUUGCCAUUACUGCAACAAAGUGUUUGCAUUGGCUGAGUACAGGACAAGACAUGAGAUUUGGCACACAGGAGAAAGGCGGUAUCAGUGCAUUUUCUGCCUGGAAACGUUCAUGACCUACUAUAUACUCAAAAACCACCAGAAGUCUUUCCAUGCCAUCGAUCAUAGACUUUCCAUCAGUAAAAAAACAGCAAACGGGGGCUUGAAGCCUAGUGUCUAUCCAUAUAAGCUUUAUAGGCUCCUGCCCAUGAAAUGCAAGCGGGCUCCUUACAAGAGCUACCGACAUUCUUCCUAUGAAAAUACUCGAGAAAACAGUCAGAUGAACGAGUCUGCACCCGGCCCCUAUGUUAUUCAGAAUCCGCACGACUCUGAGUUGCCUACUCUGAAUUUCCAGAACAGUGUAAACACCUUGACCAGCAGUCCAGCCAUCCCACUGGAAACACCAGCACGUCAGGAUGUACCCACUUCCACCAGUGCGCAAAACGCAGAGGGUACCAAAUGGGGAGAGAGGGGAGAGUUGAAAGUUGAUCUGGACAACAACUUUUAUUCAACGGAGGCGUCAGUUUCUUCCACUGAAAAUGCCGUCGGUUCAGGCCUCCGGGCAGGGGACGCGCCCGUGUUGUCUGUGAGUAAUGGCAGUGAGAACUCCACCUCUGUGAUCAGCUACAGUGGCUCAGCCCCCUCGGUCAUCGUGCACAGCAGCCAGUUUUCAUCGGUGAUAAUGCACAGCAAUGCCGUUGCUGCCACAAGCAGCCACAACCCCAGAGCCCCUUCAGACCUGGCUGGCAGUCAGACCCCGAAAGACGAUGGCAAACCCGAGCCGGACAAAGUGGGGAGGGUUGUCAGCAGACCCAAGAGCAUGAAGGAGAAAAAGAAAACCAUCCUGUGUAACAGGGGAGAAGUACCAGAGGAGUCCAGAUACAUUGCUGAUCCUGGAGGGUCAUUGAGCAAAACCACAAACAUCAUUAAAGAAACUAGUAAAAUUGAAACUUACAUCGCAAAGCCUGCUCUCCCGGGAACCUCCACAAACAGCAACGUGGCGCCCCUUUGCCAGAUAACGGUGAAAAUCGGGAACGAAGCCAUUGUGAAAAGGCACAUCCUAGGAUCUAAAUUGUUCUAUAAAAGAGGGAGGAGGCCCAAGUACCAAAUGCAGGAGGAGACUCCGCCGCGAGAGAGUGAACAGGAAACCAACGGAGACAGCCCGAUCGGGCUCUGCCAGUCCGAGUGCGUGGAGAUGAGUGAGAUGUUUGACGAUGCCAGUGACCAGGAUUCCACGGACAAACCAUGGCGCCCUUACUACAACUACAAACCCAAAAAGAAAUCCCGACAGUUGAGAAAAAUGAGGAAAGCCAACUGGAGGAAGGAGCAUGAAAACAGGAGCCCGAGCAGCAAAUGUAAAUACCCGGCCGAACUGGACUGCGCAGUGGGGAAGGCUCCCCAGGAGAAGGCCUUCGAGGAAGAAGAAAAUAAAGAGAUGCCCAAGUUGCAGUGUGAGCUCUGCGACGGAGACAAAGCCUCUGGGGCUGGGAAUCAAGGGAGGCCCCACCGGCAUCUCACGGCCAGGCCUUAUGCGUGUGAGCUCUGCUCCAAGCAGUUCCAGAGCCCCUCCACCCUGAAGAUGCACAUGAGGUGUCACACGGGAGAGAAGCCGUACCAGUGCAAGACCUGCGGACGGUGCUUCUCGGUGCAAGGUAACCUACAGAAACACGAGCGCAUCCACCUGGGCGUGAAGGAGUUCGUCUGUCAGUAUUGCAACAAGGCCUUCACGUUGAACGAGACCCUCAAAAUCCACGAAAGAAUCCACACUGGUGAAAAGCGAUACCACUGUCAGUUCUGCUUUCAGAGUUUUUUGUAUCUCUCCACGAAAAGGAAUCAUGAGCAGAGGCAUAUCCGGGAGCAUAAUGGGAAGGGCUAUGCCUGCUUCCAGUGCCCCAAAAUUUGCAAAACAGCUGCUGCCCUUGGAAUGCACCAGAAGAAACACUUAUUCAAAAGCCCAAGUCAGCGGGAGAAAACAGAAGGUGACACGGGCCACGAAAACUCAAAUCCCCUGGAGAAUCCACAUUUCAUUGAUUCAGAAGACAAUGACCAAAAGGAUAAUGGACAAACCGUUGUUGAUAAUGUCCUUUGAAUGGUGAUACUUAGAAAAAUCUUCGAAACUAUAAGUUGGUGGGUUUGAGUUUUUUUUUUUUUUUAAGUUAGCCGUUUUCUUUUGUUUCUGUUUAAUUUUGUUCACAUAACAGUCAUGAAGGAGUGAAAUGUAACAAAGAAAAUCUCAUUUGUGAAAAUUCCAGAAAAAGGAUCCUAAUAUCUACUUUGGGUUUUAGCAUUAACUUCAUGCAAAGUACACAAAAACAAAGUAGCUGAAUCUUCCAAUAUCCCAGGUGUCCUGUGAAAGUUUAUGAAGUUCUCAGCUAUGAUAUUUCUGCCAGUCGGGGGAAAGAAAAGAGUUUAAUUUUAGCGUAAUUUAAAACUUUCUGCUAAGUGCUAAUAGGAACUGGCUGCUGAACUGUCUUUAGUCACUGGAGAAAAUAAGGGUCAGAUGUCAUGAAAAUGUCAUCUUCAUAAAUAAGUUCAAAGGUAAAUGAGCUAUGACAGUCAUUAUUCCCAACCAGCUUCUAUUAAAAUUGUUUAAAUUAAUGGAUACAUAUGAAAUAAUAUAGUUGAAAAUAUGUGUGAAAUGAGUAACCCGAGUAGGACAUUCAUACAUUAUCUAGAACUACUUUUCUGCAACACAAACCUUGUAAAAUACAUAUAUAAAUCACUCUAACUUUUAACUGUCCAUGUCCCCUGUAGUGAAUUAUAAUGAUGAGCAAUAGAUCUGCAAAUAAUGAGGACUGAUGUAAAAAUCAGUAGAAAGCAUCUUGAAUAUUACUUAAGAGCAUGUGUAUGCUUUUAGAUGGAAUGCUGUUCUCUUGAAGUUAUGGCUGAGUUGUUAUUAGAACUGGUCUACUCAAGUCACAGAAAACAUAGGUCAUGCCUUAUCCAUGGGGGAGAGCCUUCCCAGAAGUUACCUGUGGUUACCUGUGCUGUGCUGUAUAUUACUUUUUAGUGGCCUCACUUCAGAAAAUGAAGAAAGGUCAAAUUCUUCUGAAACUCCCUGCAGUCUUCCAUCCGUCACAAGGCCAUGGACAUGGAGGUCUUUCCAGAUAGAUUUAACCAGUCUCAAGGGUUCAAGUAAAACCUGACGCCUUCCAUUGCCACUGAAGGAGUGUCCAGGAAAUUUAGCGCAAAGCAUGUGUACGGUGGUGAAUUCCCAGGCACUUGAAAGUGACAGAGAACCCAAUCCCUACAAUUGUUACCCUUCUUGGAGAUUAUGCAGCCCACAAAUACAUACUAUUUAAAAAAAAAAAAAAAGGACAAGAGAAACACACACCCCCACCCCACCCAUUAAUGACUUGAGGGGGCAGAGGGAGUGAUGACCUUCCUUGCCUCGAACAGAGCUUUGUUUUUGGGGGGUGGGGAGAUAGAACGUGGAGUGACAAGGUUCCAUCACUUACUUACAUGACUCAGAAAUACAUCCACAAACCAGAUGAUGCCUUGUCUUAAUGUUUGCAGGCAUCUAGCCCGCUUGCUAAAAACCACUUCCGUUUUUAAUGUUCUUUUAUGCUGACCCACACCAUCAACACUGCCCUCAAAAUCUAACUGCCCUAUAGGAUAUUCCGUCACGUGGACUAGGUUCCUGGGAGGCUGGAAGUCAUGAUUCUUACUUUUUAAACUGCCAGAAUAGGAGAGAGAGAGAGAACAUUCUUACCCUUUGAUGACCAGUAUGAGCAGAAUCUGGAACCCGGUUCAAGGAUGACCUGCAGCCAUUCAUGUUCAUGGGAUGUGAUAGCUGGAAACCCAAGAUUACCCAAGGUUGCAAGGUUACCAUUGUGAAGAAGUAGCUCAAAGGACUCCAGAUUCUCUCUUCAAGCGUUGUGAUAUCUCCAUGAAGAAGACUUAAUAAGGAUUGGGGUGGGCAAGAAAGCAUUUAAACACCCAGAAAAGGACAUGAUCAAAGCUGACCUUUUUAUACUAUAGUACUUUGCUGUUAAAUAACCCCAAUAUUGUAUUUGCAUUUAUCUUUUGUUCAUCUGCUUUCACUUACAAACAGUAUUAUGUAAUAGAGGAAAAUGGAAAAAUGCAAACGAGUUCAACUUUAUUUUAUACAUUGUAUAUAUGUAUACCUGCACUAUUCAUUUGGGUUUUGUUAAAAAGAUAGUUGCAAAGGGCUUAUGAAUAUUUGAAUUGAUAAUUAGAAAAUUGAAUAAGCAAUCCUGUGAUCUACUAAUUUGUUUUAUCUCAAUUAGGCGUAUGAAUCAAGGAGAAUUACUGUGUGUUUCAGUCAUUUUGAUUUGAGGUAACUCCAAAUACAGAAUUAUUACUUGUACUGAUGUCUCCCAGCCCUUCCAUGUGGAUAUUUUUUAAGUGGACUUGUAUGCUGAUAAUUCUAGACCAAAGUAAAUAUGGCAGAAUAUUUAUACAUGAAAAAAUAAUUUUGCAAAUAUUUUCUAUAAUUGUAUUAUUCGUUUAAAAUGUUGAUAGCUUGUGUUAGUUUCAGGGAGGGGUGUAUAUUUUGAUAAAAAAAAUACUUGACUUUGUAAUUCUGUAUAUUCUAUACAAUUUAUAGCAGAGCCGUUUUAAGACAGCCUUGUCGCAUUUUUUGUUAAUUGUGAAAAUUUUAUUCUAAGUGCUGUUUAUGCAUUGAGUACAUAACGACCAACUAGAAUUAAAGUAAGUGUGAACAGUGAACAUACUGUAUGCUGUACAAGAUAUAUUGUAAUUUGCUGUUUUAGCAUCUGUAUUUUGGUUAGAAGAUAUUAUUAAAUACAGAUGUUAAGGGUUGGAAAAGUCUAAUUUUAUUUUUAGAACUAAUGGAUAUAAAUUUGUUUUUGCUUGAUUAAAAUAGCUUAUUCCUAUGUUGUCUCUUUUUAAACGUUUUAGUGUUAAUUAUUUUGUGCAGCCAAGCAGCUAUUUCAUCUGUGUGAGUCACAGCAUUGUUUCACAUAUGAGUCAUACGAUAUAUUUCUGUUUCCUUUCUUGUUUACAUUCCAUGGUACCUGCUUACAUGCUUAGGACUCAAAUGGAAUAUGACAUUAAAAAAAAAGCAGAAUAAAAGAGACUGAACUCUU
Molecule: messenger RNA, 7296 nt
Organism: Balaenoptera musculus (blue whale)
Lineage: Eukaryota; Metazoa; Chordata; Mammalia; Artiodactyla; Balaenopteridae
Gene: ZBTB38
Product: zinc finger and BTB domain containing 38
Exons: 3
Coding region: 720-4313 (1197 amino acids)
Biological process (GO): regulation of transcription by RNA polymerase II
Cellular component (GO): nucleus
Molecular function (GO): RNA polymerase II cis-regulatory region sequence-specific DNA binding; DNA-binding transcription factor activity, RNA polymerase II-specific; protein binding
Source: RefSeq, a predicted model, not a curated record